GGCGGAAGAACUCCAGGUUCGGAGCCAAUCUUUUUGCGGAGGAGGUAAAAAGAGCGGAAAAAAGAAGUCAAGACUUCUGCGGAAAGCAGGGCCCUGCGCCUGCGCUGCGCGGCGGUGACGACAAUUGUCCGCGCCCGAAGCCGAGCGGUGUUCGCGCCGGGUGGCGGGCGCCUGCGCAGUGGCUCCGAGCGGGCAGUUGCUUGUUGGUUGUUGUAGUAACGGGGGAAGCAGCGGUCGGCGGCCGCCUUGAGCCCGGCUGGGGAAGGAGGAGGGUGGUAGGCGCAGGGUGCUGUCCCCGCCUGCCCGCCUCGAGCCAUGGGCAGAUGAAACAGGUAAACGCCUGCGCCGCCGCACUCCUCUACCGGAGGAAUCUGUGCCACCCAAAUUGUUUGAUCCAGUGAAUCUGCAAGGAAAGGUCUCUGAGGCCCCCAUCUGCUGACUGCAUGACAAACUCUAAAGGAAAUGCCAGUCGUGAUGGCCCGGGACCUGGAGGAAACAGCAUCAUCCUCAGAGGAUGAGGAGGCGGUAAGCCAAGAAGAUCAUCCAUGUAUCAUGUGGACUGGAGGCUGCAGGAGAAUUCCAGUUUUGGUAUUCCAUGCUGAGGCUAUUCUGACAAAGGACAACAAUAUUCGAGUAAUUGGAGAACGUUAUCACUUGUCUUACAAGAUUGUACGAACAGACAGUCGCCUGGUUCGCAGCAUCCUGACAGCCCAUGGAUUUCAUGAAGUUCACCCAAGCAGCACUGACUAUAACCUAAUGUGGACAGGAUCCCACCUGAAGCCCUUUUUACUUCGCACCCUCUCUGAAGCACAAAAGGUUAAUCACUUUCCCAGGUCGUAUGAACUAACCCGGAAGGACCGAUUGUACAAAAACAUCAUUCGAAUGCAGCAUACGCACGGAUUCAAGGCUUUUCACAUCCUCCCUCAGACCUUCCUGCUGCCAGCUGAGUAUGCAGAAUUCUGUAAUUCAUAUUCAAAGGACCGGGGACCUUGGAUAGUAAAACCAGUGGCCUCUUCCAGGGGACGGGGUGUCUACCUGAUCAACAAUCCAAACCAGAUUUCCCUGGAAGAGAACACCUUGGUCUCCCGUUACAUUAACAACCCCCUGCUCAUAGAUGACUUCAAGUUUGAUGUGCGCCUCUAUGUGCUUGUGACUUCCUAUGAUCCUCUUGUCAUCUAUCUCUAUGAAGAAGGACUGGCUAGGUUUGCCACCGUACGAUAUGACCAAGGAGCCAAGAAUAUUCGGAACCAGUUCAUGCACCUGACCAAUUACAGUGUGAAUAAGAAGAGUGGAGACUAUGUCAGUUGUGAUGAUCCGGAAGUGGAGGAUUAUGGGAACAAAUGGAGCAUGAGUGCUAUGCUUAGGUAUCUGAAACAAGAAGGCAGAGAUACAACUGCGUUGAUGGCGCAUGUAGAAGACCUGAUCAUUAAGACUGUAAUCUCUGCUGAACUAGCUAUUGCCACAGCCUGUAAAACUUUUGUUCCUCAUCGCAGCAGUUGUUUUGAACUCUAUGGCUUUGACGUGCUCAUAGAUUCUACUCUGAAGCCAUGGUUGUUGGAAGUGAAUCUCUCUCCCUCUUUGGCCUGUGAUGCACCUCUGGACCUAAAGAUUAAAGCCAGCAUGAUUUCAGAUAUGUUCACUGUUGUAGGGUUUGUAUGUCAAGAUCCUGCCCAGCGGGCAUCAACCCGGCCAAUUUAUCCCACCUUUGAGUCUUCCAGGCGAAACCCUUUCCAGAAACCUCAGCGUCCAGUAUCUGCACAGUUCCAGUCAUCAAGCACCAAACAGCGUUGCCGUCCACUCUCUGCCAGUGAUGCGGAAAUGAAAAACCUUGUGGGCUCAGCACGGGAGAAGGUGCCGGGGAAGUUAGGUGGUUCUGUGCUUGGUCUGUCAAUGGAGGAGAUCAAAGUUUUACGGAGGGUGAAGGAAGAGAAUGAUCGGAGAGGUGGAUUUAUUCGCAUAUUCCCUACAUCAGAGACAUGGGAAAUAUAUGGGUCCUACCUUGAACACAAGACCUCCAUGAACUAUAUGCUGGCAACACAUCUCUUCCAGGACAGGGGAAACCCAAGAAGAAGCUUAUUGACAGGAAGAACACGAAUUGUGGUUGAUGGAGCACCAGAAUUGAAGGUAGAGAAUAUGAAUUCAAGGGCCAAGCUGCACGCUGCUCUUUAUGAGAGGAAGCUCCUGUCUCUGGAGGUGCGAAAACGUCGACGACGGAGUGGCAGAUUGAGGGCAAUGCGGCCAAAAUACCCAGUGAUUACCCAACCAGCUGAAAUGAAUGUUAAAACUGAGACAGAGAACGAAGAGGAGGAAGAAGUUGCCUUAGACAGUGAAGAUGAAGAACAGGAAGCUUCCCAGGAGGAGUCUGCAGGGUCCCUCGGAGAAAAUCAAGCCAAACACACACCCUCACUGACCGUUAUGGUAGAAAAUUCACCCAAAGAAAAUGCCAUGAAAGUUCCUGAAUGGAAUGACAAAGGUGAACAGUGCUGCAAAACUGAGACUCAGGAACCAGAGCCUAAAUUUAACCUGAUGCAGAUUCUGCAAGAUAAUGGCAAUCUUAGCAAAGUGCAGGCCCGAAUAGCAUUCUCUGCCUAUCUCCAGCAUGUUCAAAUCCGACUGAUGAAAGACACCGGAGGUCAAACGUUCAGUGCCAGUUGGGCUGCCAAAGAGGAUGAACAGAUGGAGCUUGUGGUUCGUUUCCUCAAGCGAGCAUCAAGUAACCUCCAGCACUCACUGAGGAUGGUAUUACCCAGUCGGAGACUGGCACUUCUGGAGCGCAGAAGAAUCCUGGCCCACCAACUGGGUGACUUUAUCAUUGUGUACAACAAGGAAACAGAACAAAUGGCUGGAAAGAAAUCGAAGAAGAAACUUGAGGAAGAAGAGGAAGAUGGGGUGAAUACGGAAAACUUUCGGAAGUUCAUCAGACAAGCAAGUGAGGCUGAACUGGAGGAGGUGUUGACUUUUUAUACCCAAAAAAACAAGUCUGCAAGUGUCUUCCUGGGGACUCACUCAAAAAGUUCUAAAAACAGCAACAGUUUUUCUGACAGCAGGGCAAAGGCUGAUCACCCUGAAACGAUGGAAGAAGUGAAAAUAAAGCACCCCAAGCAGCAACAAGCAACAGAAAUUCACUCUGAUAAAUUAUCUCGAUUCACCACUUCAGCAGAAAAAGAGGCUGAAUUAGUCUAUACCAGUCCUUCCUCUACUUCUUUCUCUGGUCCUGCUGCUACUCUUCUGCAGAAAAUUCCCAAUACCCAUUUGUCAUCUGUUAUUACCACCUCUGACCUCUCACCAGGGCCAGGCCACCAUUCUUCUUUAUCUCAGAUUCCUCCAGCUAUCUCCAGCAUGGCUCACCAGCCAGCAAUUUUACUGAGCACGGUCCCUGACAGUGCUUCUCCCUCCAUCCAUCCUGGGACACAGAACGUACUGAGCCCCGCUGGUCUGCCGCGCUGUCGAUCAGGCAGUUACACCAUUGGCCCCUUUUCCUCUUUCCAAAGUGCUGCGCAAAUCUAUAGCCAGAAACUGUCUCGUCCCUCUUCAGCAAAGGCAGCAGGUUCAUGCCAUCCAAACAAGCAGCAUUCAGGAGUAGCCAAAACACAGAAGGAGAGAGAAGAUGGUUCCUCAUACAGCAGACGGUACAACCCAAGUACGGUUACGGCUGAACUUCAGCGGCUAGCUGAGAAUCCGGCAGCAAGGCAGUAUUCUUCAUCCACCCACGUCAGUCUCCUCACCCAGCAGGUAACAAAGCUGAAUUUGGCAAGUGGCGUCAUAAACAGAAGCAGUGCUUCAACUCCCCACACACUUCGGCCUGUCAUCAGUCCUAGUGGCCCAACGUGGUCAAUACAGUCAGACCCCCAAGCUCCUGAGAGCCACUCCGCCCCUCUUGGAAGCAGGAGCCUCCAAACAGGUGGCUUUGCCUGGGAGGGAGAGGUAAAGAACAACGCGUAUAGCAAGGCUACAGGGGUGGUCCCGCAGCACAGGUGCCACUCCACAGCAGGCAGCUACCAACUCCAUUUUUCCCUGCAACAACUUGAACACCAAAAACUUCAGUCCCGGCAGCUUCUGGACCAGAGUCGAGCCCGGCACCAGGUGAUCUUUGGCAACCAGACACUACCUAACUCCAAUUUAUGGACAAUAAAUAACGGUGCAGCUUGCAGAAUUUCAAGCGCCACAGCUAGUGGCCAGAAGCCAACCACUCUGCCACAAAAAGUGGUGCCAGCUCCAAGUGCUUCCUCCUCCCUGGUCCCCAAACCCCCAUCCACUCACAAACAAGUCCUCAGAAAGGCAGCAUCCCAGAGGGCUUCCAAAGCGUCCUCCACAGAAGGGCAGCUGGACGGACUCCAGAGCAGCCUUAACUCUGCAGCCUUUGUGCCCGUCACCAGCUCCACAGAUCCCACUCACACUAAAAGAUGAAGCACAGACACGCGGAGGAGGAACCUAUUCACUGCUCCACUACUCCUGGGUGCGUGACUCCAGUGAAGCAUCCACCAGUGCUGCAAGGGGUCCAGAGUAUUUUGGGGUUUUUUUGCUGUUUCAAUCCCCAGUGCCUACCAGCAGAAGUGGCAGUAGAUUGUUGCCUAUCAGCCAAUCCAGACUUUUCCUGAGACGACAGGAAAACAUGUCAGCUCGGUUUCAGUGGAACUUGGCAGUGGGGACGUUCAGUGGAAGCGAUAUAUACCCCAUCAGAGCACACGUGUAUCUUUUACCCCUUUCACCCCCUCUCCCACCUGCUUAGGUCUUCUCUGUCCCUCUCCUGCUACCACACAGAGAUGAUAUAAAAGAGGCUCUUUGGCUAUUUGCAUUUUGCUUCCUCUUCUUUUCCAGAUUGCAGUAUUAAGCUUUACCUCCUAAAAGCCUAAAAUCCCAACAACAUUAUGUACCAAAGUUGUUCUUCCCUUGCAAGAGGGUUUGGGGAAAAGGGGGAGUUUAUAUCGCAAGUUUCCCGGAGAGUGAAAAACAGUCCGUGUGCUGCUGACCACAUGAGCCAUGGUAAAGGCACCCUUUGGAAUUACUGAUUUCUAAAAUUAAUAAAGUAAGUCUAUUUUUCUUUUC
Messenger RNA from Mesoplodon densirostris (Blainville's beaked whale), 5046 nucleotides. RefSeq names its product tubulin tyrosine ligase like 5 (gene TTLL5). Gene Ontology annotation, molecular function: tubulin-glutamic acid ligase activity; tubulin binding. The coding region runs from base 463 to 4407 and encodes 1314 amino acids. Gene Ontology annotation, biological process: protein polyglutamylation; microtubule cytoskeleton organization. Gene Ontology annotation, cellular component: cilium. Lineage: Eukaryota; Metazoa; Chordata; Mammalia; Artiodactyla; Ziphiidae. The record is from RefSeq and is a predicted model, not a curated record. The transcript is spliced from 34 exons.